Vigna umbellata (rice bean) is the source of this 840-nucleotide messenger RNA. RefSeq lists its product as uncharacterized. The record is from RefSeq and is a predicted model, not a curated record. Lineage: Eukaryota; Viridiplantae; Streptophyta; Magnoliopsida; Fabales; Fabaceae.
CUUCUUAUCUUCUUUUCCGGGGAGGAAACACAAAGAUAGAAUAGCAACAAUGGGGAGUGGAAGAGAAGGAAUACAUUUCAUAGCGUUUCUCCUUCUCUUCUCCCCUUCGGAAUUGAGAUUCUCAGAGGCUGCAACGGAGGACCCAAUUCCCGCAGAUUGGCCUCACCAGUUCCACGCGUUGAUGUUCAUGAACCGAACCGGAUCUCUUCAGAAAUUGGAUUUGUGGUACGACUGGUCCAACGGUCGCAACUUCAACAUCAUUCAGAAUCAGCUGGACAACGUUGUAACCUACGACCUGGAGUGGAACAACGGCACGUCCUUCAUGUACACUCUCGAUCCCUCCAACCCCACGUGUCAAGCCCUGCACGUAGAAGUGGGUAUUCUCCGCCCCAAUUGGCUCCAGGGCGCAACCUAUCUGGGUCAGCAGCGAGUUAAUAAUUUCCUCUGCAAUGUGUGGGAGAAGGUUGAUUUCAUUUGGUACUACGAGGAUGUCCUCACUCGCAGGCCUGUUAAGUGGAUCUUCUACUCAGGAUACACUGCUCACGUGAUGACAUUUGAUGUCGGUGCAGUACUUGAGGAUUCAAAUUGGCAGGCUCCUGUGUACUGUUUUACUGAGAAUGAAGAGGAAAAUGAUAACCCCAUUUUAAGAUCUGCUGUUCGUGGUGGUUCUCUUGGGAGUUUGAUGAGAGGGGUACCCCAUCGGGAAACUAUGUAAUUCUAGUUUUGAUCAACUAGAGAUGCGCAUGCAUCACUCUGUUGUUUCUGAGCCAUGACAGUCUUUGUAACUUAUACUAGACCAAACACCCACAAAUUUUAUUGAAUUUCGUCUGUUUUGUCGAA